UCUGUUCUUCGUUUGUUAGCCAUUUAGCUAGCUGAGCAAGAAUACACGAGAGGUGUCUUGUAGGUUACCUUGGUCAAAAUAUUCCCAGAAUACAGCGUGAUAUUUUCAAAAGGAUGGCGGAUAAGAAGCCGGCAACUACUUCAGGGGCAAAUUUCAAGUUUAAAUCAAAGAUACUUUUAUUAACCCCAGAGGGAAUUAACAUGUAAGUCAAAUCAUUGUAGUGAUCGGGCUGAUAUCUAAAAUGUUAUUUUUUUUCAAUCCAAAGAAGUUGUCUAUGGUUGGUUAGUUGUUUAGUAGUUGCAGCUUUGGUGGCUAGCAGGUAGUAACUCACAAAUAUAUACACACUUUAAAAAGUAAAAGGUUCAUUAUAUAUUUAUAUUGAAACAUAUGCGCAUAAAAUAUAACGUUUUCUCCUGUGUCAUGUGGUGCAAGUCUGUUCCAUUGAACCGUUUUCUUUGACCAAGGAAGGACAGUGUCUUUGUAAGCAAGGCGCCUGGCCUCGCAAGGCCAGGUGAAACACCCCCAAAGUCUCUGGGCAAUGCCAUAUUGGAUGCCAUGUUUCAUGCUACGAAAGGGCGUGAGAAAAAAACACAUUUACUGAUUUAUAUCAAAUGGUUAAAAAACUUCCACCAAUAAUAAACGUUGUUAUUUUACACAUUUACUUCUUCACUCUUGGCGGUGAUGAAAGGGAAUCUGAUGUGCUUGUCAUUUUGCUGGAGUUUGCAAUCCCUGGGAUUUUUUACCCUAAUGGCCAUCUGUUGGUAAGGUCUUAUUUGAACACAAAAAUAAUGCGUACUUGCAAUGAUUUAGGUACGUACUGCCCCCUAUCAUCAGGGAAAAUAAACACUCUCAUUAAAAACAUUGAAAAGUCUAAAAGCUGUUAACUCCCGUGCAUAUCUUGGCUUCAUUGGUACACAAUGGGGCAUUAUAAUUAUAAAUCAAUUGAGUUUUUUUUACAUUAGACCAAAAUGAACCGAAACAUUUACUAUGAGCACUGUGAUGUAUUAUUUUUGUACAUUUAAUUGCAGCACUAUGAUCAUCAUCAAGCUAAGCUGUUUAAAAGAGCUUAUCAUUUUGUAAUGUGGUGUGAGAAAAUCUAUUUCAUGUUUUAAGCAGUUUUCAUCACAAAUAUGUGCAGCUUUUGGUGUUUUAUUCAGAGUGAUGCUUUUUGGUAGCUGAAACUCUAGAAGGCACAUAUUCUGACUUCUAUUGAGAAUAUUGACCCUAACCCUAAAUAGUUCAAAGUUGGUGCCAAAGCCGUUUUAAACGAGCUAUCGCCAUCUUAGUUUCGCUCAGUGUCAAUAAGAAUCCGCCCACCAAACUGAGAGUGCUGUGAUUGGCACGCCACCAGACUGGUUAUGGGCUCCAGAGGUUCCAGUGGAGCGUGGCUAGACCGACAUGCAGAGCAAAAUCAUUUUGCUUCUGCUACCGUCUGUCUAGAUUUCUAGACUGGGGUCCUCAGCUUGUUGCUUACUUUUUAUUAGAUCAAAACUGAUUUUUAUUAAUCAACUUUAUUAUCUAUGAGUACACCACUGUUUCAGUGUCACUAAAAAGGAGCUGCAAUGGGGCUUAUAUGAUUUGAUGUUUUAAAUCUAAUUGUAGGUUUGGUUUGUGAUUUGCUUCGAACUAUCCUGAAAGACGGUAGACUUCCAUGGCUUGAGUUGUCUUUCUCCUGGAUCUCCAGUACAUAUACGGAACAAACCAAGUGAAAAAGUUAAUAUGUGAUGGACCUUUGCAUGAGUUUUGGUAUAGUUGAUGUUGCUCCCCACCCCCCAGGCCUGUGACUCAUGUGGGUGUUGGGCUGAAAUAGUUUGGUGUAGUUUUACAUUCCUUAUAUAGCCUCUAAGGAUUGAGGAGAGGCUGAAGGCUUGCCUGUGUCACACGUAGCAGCAGCAGAGGCAGAAACUGCUUGUCCCAGCAGAUCACUGACUCCGGCUUUCUCCCAGGUUGGCGCUACCAGCUGGUCCUUAAGCAUAAGGCUAUGAACAUGUACACUGUCACCCUGAGCGGCCCAGCACCUUGGGGCUUCAGGCUGCAGGGGGGCAAGGACUUCAGCAUGCCCCUCACCGUGUCAAGGCUCACACCAGGUGGAAAAGCAGCUCAGGCUGGAGUAGGUGUGGGGGACUGGGUGGUCUCCAUCAGUGAUGCCAAUGCUGAAGAAAUGACCCAUGUGGAGGCACAAAACAAGAUUAGAGCAGCAACAGACUCCCUCACCCUCACCCUCAGCAGAGCUCCCAAAGAGGCUGAUGGGAAGGACUCGCUUUCUGCGUCCUCUGUUCAGCCAAAGUACUUCUUUGUCCCAAGCACGACCAUUAACAACAUGGCAAGGCCAUUUGCAGCAGGUGGUACUAGUGCCAACUCAGGACCCAUUAUUAAACCAGUGGCCUAUGCGCCUAAACUAAACGUUGCAAGCUCACAGGGCCGUGCCAGCACUCUGCAGCCACAGAAUGGCCUUGAGCCAACUUCAUUCUCUGCCAAGACCCAAGCUUCAGAUAAACCAGAUGAUUCCAAGACCACUGCAGCACCAACAAGAGGGGGUUCCAGUAUGUCCUGCAGACCACCAUGGGUCACGGACCCUAUAUUUGCAGACCGCUUUCACCCAGACAAGACCAGCACCGUGGUGACGCAGCACCAGCAGCCUGUCCAGCCAACACCCAUGCAGAACCGCAGCUCCAUCCUUCAGGCAGCGCAGCAGGCGCCCGAGGACAGUGGCAGAACCCCAGUAUGUGGUUCUUGCAACAAAAUCAUCAGGGGUCGGUACCUGGUGGCCCUGGGUCAGUCCUGGCACCCAGAGGAGUUUACAUGCUCUCAGUGUAAGGCAGUUCUGGAGGAAGGGGGCUUCUUCGAGGAGAGAGGAUCUGUCUACUGCACAAAGUGCCAUGAUAACCGAUAUGCUUCGACCUGUGCCAAGUGCAAGAAGAAGAUUUCUGGAGAGAUCAUGCACGCUCUGAAGAUGACCUACCAUGUUCAAUGUUUUAAAUGUGCUGCCUGCAAAGUUCCCAUCCGGAAUCAGGCUUUUUACAUGGAGGAGGGUGAGCCAUACUGUGAGAGAGACUAUGAAAAAAUGUUCGGCACCAAAUGCCACGGAUGCGACUUCAAGAUUGAUGCCGGUGAUCGUUUCCUGGAGGCCUUGGGCUACAGCUGGCAUGACACAUGCUUCGUCUGUGCUCUCUGCCAAAUCAACUUGGAGGGGAAGACGUUCUACUCCAAAAAGGAUAAGCCCCUGUGCAAAGGCCAUGCUUUCGCUCAAGUGUAAGAGAGCCAGCUACAUCUUCAGAGGAAGAAACGCUUCUCCCUCCACCUCCUUUUUAUCCCUCCCCACCCUCUGACAAACUCUACACCUCCCAUUUUGCCAGCCUCAGAGUUCAGCACAAACUUCUUUCUUCCACGUUGCAGACUUUUUUGUACUCAAGACUUAUAGCAUUAUCCACUUUUAUGCUUUUUGUGUAUCACUUUUCUCACUGCAGAACCUUUGCUGUUGAGAAGAAACAUGGUGGCUGGGUUUCUGCUCAAGUGGACUCCCUCUUCACCAAAAAAAAAAAAAUAUAUAUAUAUAUAUAUAUAUAUAUAUAGUGAAGAAUUGAUCCUCUUAGAGCUUAAACCUAAAUAGGUGUAGAAAUCAUUACACUGUCAGAUUUGAGUGAUAAAUGAAGAACAUUCACAAUCCUGCAAUGAGACAAAUUCAUUGAAACUGUGUGAAAUAUUUAGGUGUCAAACCAUCCCAGUGGCGUCUCUGGCAUAAUUUGAUAGGUGGGGCACAAAAACACCACAGCUAUGACACACACACACACACACACACACACACACACACACACACACACACACACACACACACACACACACACACACACA
Molecule: messenger RNA, 3852 nt
Organism: Nothobranchius furzeri (turquoise killifish)
Lineage: Eukaryota; Metazoa; Chordata; Actinopteri; Cyprinodontiformes; Nothobranchiidae
Gene: pdlim7
Product: PDZ and LIM domain 7
Biological process (GO): muscle structure development; actin cytoskeleton organization; heart development
Cellular component (GO): adherens junction; stress fiber; Z disc
Molecular function (GO): actin binding; muscle alpha-actinin binding
Source: RefSeq, a predicted model, not a curated record